GAGUGUGUUGCAGUGGCACACAGUGUUUUGUUGUGGGAAAAAAGAUUGUUGUUGUUCAAUAUUUGAUGCGCCAAUUACAUGUGAAUUACACAAUUCUACUGAGUCUCUUUGCGUAAUCGCACGCCGGCAUCUGUUGUAUCAACAAUCUCGCGAGUGAAAUUGCGUGUUGGUUGAAUUGCCAAUGUGAUAAAAGUCGCAGAGAGGAACAAAUUGAUUUUCUGCCACUCUCCGCACUUUGUUGACUCAACACGUUUUGUUCUCAUCAUCAUCACUCGACGACGGUGCGUUUUCUCAGUGCCGGAAAGAUGGUCGAGUCGACAGAAUACAGCGCAAAGAAGUAUCCCAUAAUAAAUCUGUAUGAAGAAUGGGAACUCUCGCCGAACAUCAUAAAGACUCUCAUCACCUGUGGCAUCACAAAUAAGGCCAUCCUGCGUCAAAUGCACCAGCACGACAUUAAUGAGAUCUUCUCAAAGAGGAGUCAAAUUGGGGAUAAAAUAUUUUUCAGACACAAAUUGCAGAAUUGGCGCGAAGAGAUCAAGCUGCCAUCGCUGGUGUGUUGUGACACGAUAAGAGUGAAAACAUUAGAUAUCGAGGAUGACCUCUCCAUAUCGCCCAUGUCAUCGAGAUCUUCAUCCCCAGAAGCGAGUUCAUCGCUCCUGAAAACAGUCGCGAUGCCUCUUCUCACGCCAAUCAUUUCCAAGUCCAAUCAACCCAUUCAGCUCCACAAUAUCAGUCCACCAUCUCCACAUGUGAUGCAAACCUCCUCGGCCAGCAUCAAAGCCAAGUUUCCGCCCAUGAUUCCACUCAACACCAAAUCCACAUACCGCCAAAUGCCCACAACGCCAAAUCUGGACUUUUCCGAGAUUUCGCGCAACUUCGAGGACAACUUUGACCUGGAAGCAGAACUGAGGAAAUCCUUCCAAGGACAGAAGAUCCUCGAGAACUAUCGCAAGUACAAUAUUCUCGGGAAAUCUGAUCAAAACAAUCUCACUAGAGUUGUUGCAAACUAUCAUUUGAUGACCAAAAUGCCACUCUCGGCGCAAAUUUACAUGUUCUACGCAACGAAAAUUCAGGAACUCUUCCCAACGGAGAGCAAAGAAACCUACUAUCUCCCAGCCAAUUACAAGAUGCGAAGAGCACCGCGGGGAAAACUGUAUGAUCGCUUUUGCAACAUGAAGCGUCAAACGCGCGCUGAUGAGGAAUCAAUUGUCCAAAACAUAAGAACCUACGGAAGCUACCAAAUGCAGACGCCGAUCUAUGAGAACAUGACUCCGAGUAUCAUGAGAUUUCAGUUGGAACACUCAGAAGAGGAAUAUAUCGCGAUUAAAGAGUUGCUGUUCAAUAUCAAUGAACCGUGGGAGGAUAUUGUGAGUGAGUGGAAGAAAUCUUCGCCUUAUCGUCUCAAUGAAAUCCGCAAUGAUGCAGAUUCGUCAAAGUCAAUUGAGAAAUGGCCGAGAUAUCGCGAUCCUCAAGGUUUUGAGCUUAUUGAUGUGGACUUUGCUGUUAUGUAUCCAGACAAGUCAGUGGAUUUACUUAUCAAUUACGAUACAUUCUGUGAGAAAAUCCAGCCCAUUUACAGAUCAGAAGUCAAAGACAAAUGGAGUUCUAAGCAUUUGGAAUUACUAGACAAUUUCGAUGUCAACAAAGACACAAAGGAUUGCAUUACUGCUCUUCUCAUCCACGCUGUUAUGCAUCCUCCUGUGCUGCCAGGACGCAUUAAGAUCUCCAUCACAGACGCUCAGAGAGAUCUUGUGCUUGUCAUCGAUGAUAUUAUGAAUUUGGACAAUGAGAGAGAGAAGUGGGAUCCAUCAGAGCCGAAAAUAAUUGCCGUGGGCGAUUCAUUUGAGAAUCUCCUUGAAUUCUACGUGGAUUACGAUGGAAUCUUGUAUCAAUUGCCGACCUUUAUCAAGUGCCUCGACACUGUUAUAAAGCUCUGCUUUGUCUUCAACAUCAACUACCCAAUCAGAAACAAGUACAUUUGGACAUUCUUUCAGCAAUACUUCUUCAAAAUCGAAUCACCAGAUUGUCAUCCGAAAAUUGCAAAUCUCAUGGGAAAAAUGAACAGUUAAUUUCAUAUCUUUUUCAAUUUAUAUGCCAUAAAAUAAAGGACGAAGUAU
Phlebotomus argentipes is the source of this 2117-nucleotide messenger RNA. RefSeq lists its product as uncharacterized. The record is from RefSeq and is a predicted model, not a curated record. The transcript is spliced from 6 exons. Lineage: Eukaryota; Metazoa; Arthropoda; Insecta; Diptera; Psychodidae. Bases 306 to 2069 code for a protein of 587 amino acids.